Zingiber officinale is the source of this 1051-nucleotide messenger RNA. RefSeq names its product E3 ubiquitin-protein ligase RMA1H1-like. NCBI's taxonomy places the organism in Eukaryota, Viridiplantae, Streptophyta, Magnoliopsida, Zingiberales, Zingiberaceae. Gene Ontology annotation, cellular component: endoplasmic reticulum. The coding region runs from base 259 to 909 and encodes 216 amino acids. The transcript is spliced from 2 exons. The record is from RefSeq and is a predicted model, not a curated record. Gene Ontology annotation, molecular function: ubiquitin protein ligase activity; ubiquitin-like protein conjugating enzyme binding; metal ion binding. Gene Ontology annotation, biological process: ubiquitin-dependent protein catabolic process.
GAUAGGGGCAAGUGCGGACUGGAGCUGCUAUAUCUAUCGCGCGCCUCAGGACUUCGUCGCCCAACUCCGCCGCUGGCUCUCUUCCUCCUCUCGACGGCGCCGCCUCCCACCGGCUUCUACGCCCUCUUCGCUGGCGCACGCUGAUCCUUUCUUGCAGUUGGCGAUUUCGAUUUAGUGCUGCGUUCGAGGCGUUAUCGUCUGGAAUCCGUAGAUCUGUCCGCUUUGUUGCUUGUGUUGAAAUAGGAUUCCUAAGUGUGAAUGGAAGCUGAAUAUGUUCCCGAGCCCUUUAGUACUGAUGCUUGCAUGGUCAGCAGCACGAUGGACAAGCCUCGGGAUGGAGAUCCACCGGCUUGCAACACGCAAGAUGACACUGCCCCGGUGACGAUGAUGAGUGGCUGCUUCGACUGCAGCAUCUGUCUAGACUUGGUGGUGGAUCCGGUGGUCACCUUCUGUGGCCAUCUCUUUUGCUGGCCUUGCAUAUACAAGUGGAUGCAAGCGAAGAGCAUGUCCAACCAGCAGUGCCCUGUGUGCAAGGCCUUCCUCUCUCAGGACACCAUCGUGCCACUCUUUGGCCGAGGCAGAGAUAGCGGUGCCAAGGUGGCUUCGGGUGUCCCGCUCCGCCCUGCCAUGAACUUCAACCGCAAUAACUUGGCUAGAAAUUUGGCACAAGAAUCUCAGUUUCGUCACCAUGUCAACGAUAGUAUUGCCGACAAUUCUUCACCGCUGAUGACCGAUAUUGGUGGUUUAGCGAUUGCGGUACUCCCCUGGUUUCACAGUCGUCAGUAUGCUCUAACACUUAGUGGCAACAAUCCGAGGCUUCAAAGGCAGCAGUUACAGGUGGUGAACUCGCUGCAUCAGAUUUGGGUCUUCCUCUUCUGUUGUGCGGUGGUGUGUUUGCUGCUGUUCUAAACCCUUAAAAGAGCUUGUAAAUAGGUUCGAUUCCAUGAUGCUUAAACAUUGGAUAAAAGUUAGCAUAAACUAGCUAAUGACCUCUGUAUAUUUUGAAAGUGGAGUUUUAAGAUUAUAUAAAUUAUAUUUUAAAUUUAUUUAA